UUUCUAACCGCAAAGGGCUGUGGAAAUUUUCAUCAUCUGGAUUAAACAUUUGGUUUCUCGGAUGAGUUUUAUUUAUCGUAUAGAGAUGGAUCCGUCGAUGUCUUCGAUCGCUUGUGCAUAGCUCUCGCCUCCAAAGCCAUCUCAGAAUCGUCUGUGCCAUGAGUGUGUUUACAGGAGUUAUGGCGUCCACCGCAGUGUUUAUUGUUUUUCUUAUAAUGAUAAACUAUUUAACGUUGGCGGAGAAAAAGGAGUACAAAUUGGGUCUUCUCAUACCAUAUUCUACGGUGAUUCCACAUUUCGAACACGACUUUAAUAAAGGAGAAUCUUUCGCAGCGGCUAUGACAAUCGCGGUGGAGAGAUUAAAUGCAGAUCCAACGAUUUUGGCCGAUUAUAAUGUUACAUUUGUAUGGAAAGACACCAAGUGCGAUGAAUUGAUUGCUGUCUACGAGCAGUUAAAUCAAAUUAAUUCUGGAGUUCAAGCGUUCAUAGGGCCUGGAUGUAAUUGUCAAACUGCUGCCAGGAACGCGGCGGCUUUCAACAUGUCCAUAAUCUCGUUUGUAAGUAUCAUGUCUUCUCAUGUUCUGAAUUUUAUGAUAUUUUCAUUAUGUUUUAUUGUGAUGUUUUGUCUUGAGUUUUGUAAUUUUAUAUAAGUUUGUUAUUAUGCGCUUUUCUAGAGAAAUCACGUAGACCUCCUCUCGUAAGGGAAUCACUAGUUUGUCAGUUGGCUUCGAGUCAGUUUCUAACUGAUUUUAGUUUACCAGCUGCCUCUUCGCCCUUAACGUUCGUAUUCAAAACAUCGCUAAUUGCUCAGUUUUUGUUCUAUUUGAGCUUCCUGAAUAUUUCAUCGUGUUCCGUAAUUCGAAGAAUAGCCCCUUUCAACAGGAUCACUGCAAGCAACUGCCGCUCAAUUUCAUCGUUCAUUCGAUUUAAAGUGAGAUGCACAUUCAAGAUAUGCGGUGAAGUUAACUAAACUUGGCAUGAGAAAGGGCAGUGUCAAUCAUUUUAUCAUGAAAUCCUUCUUUCAUUAAAUCCUCGCAAAACACCACCGCGUCGCAAAGAGUGUCGCAAAUUUGAACUAUUACCAUUUUGAAUUAUUCGUUUACCGGUGCCUCAUUCAAACUCUGUGUGAUUUUAUUGAUAUAAAGUUUACUUCCUCGCUGCGAAGAAAAGAAAUUUUGGCCUCAUUUGUGCAAAUAUAUAUAUUACUCACUUUCUAUUUGACAAUAAGGUUUUAAAAGGGUUUUCGGCUGUCAAUAUUACUUUCAUGCAGAUUUCCGAACCCGCUGUUUUUGAUCUAAACUCCCUUGUUUCAUGCGUUUGUAUUCGUAACGCGUUUGUCUCCAGUUCAAAAGAAACGCCUGAGGUGCUGUGCGUUUCACAUACACUGGUUGCGAACUCAUCCCACUGUUCCAUACCUCUGUUUAAGAUCGCCCUCUUUCGCUUAUGAGGUGUAAACAACUUAAAAGUAAAUGUGAUUUGUGUUUCUGUUGUGAUUCACGUGGCGGUUACUCCGGGUUACGUUUCAGAAGUGGUUUUAUCUGUUUGGCAUUUUCGAGAUGAUACUUCAAGUUGACAAUUUCCUUUUAAGCUGGGAAGUUACACUCAAACAAACGAACAAACAUCCAAAUGCGGGAAGAAGAGAACUUGUUAUUUCCUAUCAUUUCCUCCAUGUACCAUUAAUUUGCUAAAUGGAAAUUCAUGUUAUUUCAAAACGGAGAGAAAAGAUAUGACAUCGUUUAUGUUGAAACUAUUUUUAAGCAGUGAUUCAGCAAAUAUAUUGCUUGGUAUUCUCAGCUCAACACUCAGUUCUUUAAUACUCUUAACUUCAAAAGUUGUUUUGAUUUUUUAGUCCGACAUUUAUUGCUGAGAACAUCAGCAAGAAGCAUUAGUUAUGAAAACAUACUUGUGGUCUUAGCUACUUGAGUUGGAGUCGGAAUGCUCUAAUACCUCUUGAUUUGAAUAGCUUCCCUAUGUUUUCAUGUAGACUUUUAGCCAAGAUUGUUUUCUGGUUGGGCUGAAACAAGGGAAGUGCAUGGUGCUAUAAACUAUACAUAAGUAUUGUGACAUGUGUCUUGCAUUAUGAUUUACUUUUGUUUUAAUUAAAAGUUUUAAAUUCCACUCAGCUGUGUAUUUUUCCAUUUUUUGGAUGAUUCCAGACUGGUUUUCAUCGAACCGGAAAAUGUUGCACUCUACAUUUAUUAUUCCACGCUUGAAAUUUUGGAGGAUGCAAAUUCUGCGCCUAUGUGUAGGUCAAAUCCUUGACAGGAGCUUUGUUUCAAUUGAGGGAGCCAUUUUCUUUCUUUCUUUUUAAAAUUCUUUUGAAUAUUUGUGAGAAAUUUCAAGCUAACAAGAGACACUCUUUCACUCUCUAAAAUUUUGUUACUGAAAUGUUUAAAUCUUGGAUGCUCACAGAUUUGAAUUAAUUUCAGCCGCUUGUCAAGGGUUUGGCACUCCACAUGAGCUUAAAACCAAAUUGAGUAUUUUUGUUGGCUCAAAUUACAAAAUUUUCUUGUUAUUGUGAAGUUUGAAAUUAACUUGAAAUAACUGUGAAAAAAGUCAUGUUGAGUCUUUACAUUAUCAACGCAGUUUUUACAAGCUUGACCAUUUGUGCCAGUCUUGAUGCAAAAUUUAACUCACUGUUGAUAUUCAUUUCAAAAAUGAUUAAUUAUUGAAUAUUGCUGUGUGAGCCUAAAGGAGCUGUGAAGAUCAAUAGAUCCAUCUGGGAAAUUGCUGCCAAAAUUAAAAAUUUAUAACCAGGUUGAAUACGCUAAACCCCACUGGAAGAAACUACUCACUUUUAUUAUUAACGAUAUAAAGACAAUGUGACUUGUUAUGGGCAGAGUGACAAUGCCAAAUUGCUCAAAUUUACAAUGUCUUAGUUUUUGUAUGAAUAGUGGUAUUGCAUUAACCCCCUGCUAAGAAAUUCAGUGAUUCUGUAUAAUAUAAAUACAUCUUUUUUGCCACUAAACAACAUGUGCUGUCUUAAAAUGAAACUUCAUAAGAUUACCAAAUUCAAGGAGCUAAUUUGGUUACUUAGUCUAUUGAACUGUGUUCUUUAUUGUUUGGUGGUUUAAUUUGCAGCUUCUGUUGUGAAUAACUUGUAUAUUAAAUCUCCAAGAGAAUUCAAAAUUAUCUUUGUCUAAAGCUGUGCUUUAUGAGAUCCUUGUUUGGUGAAUUUUGUCAGAGCUUUUUGAAGUACAUGUAUAUCCCAUGAACAGCUGUUGAUAUGAGAGUAAAGCAAAUAGCAAAGUCAGUUUUUUUUUUCAUGAAAAGUGGUUUAACUAGCCUUCAAGGUUUUCAGAAAGAAAUAAAUUAUGUGAGAUCUGAGGACUUCAGAAUUUAAGCCAGUGUUGAUGUAUCAACUACAGUGGUUUUAACUUUAUGAUCAAGUCAUCAUAUGAAGUGAUGACUGUACCUGCUAUCAAAGUGCAUGUGAGUGAUUUCCUUUUAACCUGUUACUUUCAAGAUUGAGGAAAGGACUAUUAAAAUAUUACAGUUAUACAACUUGUUGAUAUAAAAUCUUUGGAUAUUAGCUUUCAUAUAAUAAAAUUUAAAAAUUCUGCUUACCUCACCCCUUAAACCCCAAGAGUGACCAGUAUCUAAUUUUUCCACACAGUACUACUGCUGAAUCAGUCUUUAAGUUUAUGAGAAUAAAGGAAACGAUCACCAUCUUAAGAAGCUUUGAUUAUGAAACCAAUUCUCCCUGUUAGUAUCAAAGGGAAUUUGUACAUAAGAGUUUGGAAAAUAUGGAUACUUAUGUUAGAUUGCAAAUGUUAAUCUUCACUGUUCCUUUAUUACCAAGGGGUAAUUAAAAUAAUAUGAGUUUCUAUGGAGUGUAUCAAAUGAAUAUAUUACCAUUUAGAGAAGGCAUGACACAAAAGAAAAAUAUUAACUUGGGGAUACUGUUUGAUUUUAACGCCACAUUUCAGAGAUAAAAGGAAAAGUUAUAUUUAGCACACAGUGUGAAGAAUGGGUAUUUAGGUCAUAAGAGCAAGAGUUUAACAACUUAACUUAUUAACUCCCAGGAUCUGAUUGUUAAUUCUCCCCUCCAGCUUCUACACAUUUCCUUGUAAAUUAGUUACAAGAAUUUGGUGUGAAAUCAAGAUAACAAAUUCUAUGGGAUAAGUUUGAGUAUUCUCUUUACCUGUUUGCUGGUUAACCCUUUAACUCCCAGAUCAAAUUUGUAAUUCUCCUUACUGUUAACCUUACAAUUCUUGAAAUGUUAGUUCUGAGAAUUUAGUAUUGGAUCAACUAAUUAUCCCUAACUUGAUAUUUUUCUUUAUUCUCAUCACUUACUGGUUGAUAUUGUAUAGAUAUCAUAAGGGAAAAUUCUGUCUUGGUCAUUCAUGGGAGUUGAACGGUUAAUGUAUUAAUUCUGCCUUUUUUUUGUUUUAGAUGUGCAGUGCUGCAGAGCUAUCUAAUAAAAAGAAAUUCCCCACAUUCUCUCGCACUUUUGCUGUUGACAAUCAAGUUGCUCCCAGUAUCAUCAGUCUGUUAAAAUAUACCUACAAUUGGACUAGAGUCGCUAUCAUUGUUCAGAAUACAACAAAAUGGAUGGAUUUGAAAAACUACCUUGUGGAGGAAUUUGAAAAAGAGAGAAUAGAUGUAGCAAUGGAAUACACAACCGUGAACCCCGUGCUUUAUGAAAGAAAACAUGAGGCACAGUUUCGUGAUGCACUGAAGGAGCUCAAGAGUAAAGCACGUAGUAAGUCAUUUGAAUCAUGAUUUGUUAUCUCUGCUUCUGGGUUCCAGAUGUAGCCAGAUCAUACUGUUGUGGGUUUUUGGGGCUUUUUUAGAAUACAGGAAAUGACCACCCACUCCAGAAGCUCUUGAUUGUUGAACAAAUUCUCCUUGUCAAUAACACUGGAAAUUAAGAGAAAACAUGAUGGGGAAUUAUGCAUACUGAUGUUGGUGUGUGAAGGUUAAGGAUAAUGUAGGAAAUAUUACGUUUAUUUCUAUUAUUAUUGGCUCAGUGUCUGAGCAUUGGAGAUACAAAUGUGAUGGGCUGGGUGUUGAUUCCUGUAUGUAAUGUAAACUUUUGACUCAGUUUUUCCUUUUUGUUUUUACCCUCAUGACUAAGCAAAGAACAACUUUCUUCAUUCCACAACCAGGCAAAGAUUUUACUUUCUUUCUUAUUCUGUCUUUCAGUUGUUCUAGUUAUUGGUAGCUACACCAUUAGCCUGGAGACGCUCUACCUUGCAAAGCAGCAGGAAAUGAUCAAUGGAGACUAUGCAUUCAUCUUAUUUGAGUUAGAUCAAUUGACAGUGAAGAGGAACAAUAAGCUAAAGUUCUUUUGGUUCGAGCAGCAAAUUCUUUUAAAAAGGUUGGUAUUUAACUGGCUUUAACUCCCGAGAUCUGAUUGUUAAUUCUCUCCUUUAGUUGUUACACACUUCCUUGUAAAUUAGUUUUGAGAAUUUGAUGUUAGAUCAAGACAACAAGUUCUACCUGAUGAGCUUGAGUACAGUAUUGUCAUUAUUCUCAUUAUUCUCAUAUGGUGAGAACUGUUGGAGGUAAAUUAUGGUUUACUUGUAACACAUAACCCUGUGACUCAUUUUGCCAAAAGCAUGGUUACCACAGAACAAGGAAAAGUUAGGGACUUUCACUUUGACUCAGGGAAAAUUUACAUUUUUGAAAGAAGUCAAGGAAAAGUGAAAUUUCUAGUUAAUAUAAAGUUGUUCAUUUUGUCUUGGCCCUCUUCAUGAUGAAAGAUGGUGAAACUUUCCUUAUUGUAAUGUUGAUGUUACUGGUAUACAUUGUGUAGUACAGUUGACAGAUUCCUGACCGGCAUAUUCUUUCCCUUUGUAAUGCAAGUUCAAGUUGGUUCAUGAAGGAUAAUGAUAAAUUAUUUUAAAUAUAUUGCCUAAAUAAAGGAACUAUCAAUUUAUGUAUGACCAAGAAUUUUUUUUAAUGCGACCAUUUCAUGAUUGAUGUCAAUUGAAGGUGAAUUUUUGAAAAGAUGAGCUUGGAGCCCAGAAAUGGCUAGCUUCCUGAAAAGAUAUCUUGAUAUGAACUAUUUGAGGUAUUCAUCUGUCAGUUGUUCUUGAUGGAAAAAGCUGAGACAAGAUUGUCUGCAUUUCUAUUUCAGAAACAUUAGUAAAAGUGACAUUCCAGAAGCUAUGCAGGCAGCACUUGUUUUGGCGGUGAAGAAUCCACGUGGAAGUGGUUAUGAAAAUUUUGUGACUCAAGUCAAGCUGAAGACAUCAAAGAGUCCUUUCUUCAGUAUGACAUAUAAUAAAUCAAAUUUGGCAUUUGCAAACAGUGUAAGUACAAAUAUAAGCAGAAAUCUUUUUGGAAGAUAUUAAUAAUCAGAGGCAAAAGUACUUGGCGCACUUCCCCUUGAAUAGGGGUUGACAACCCUCCAUUAAACAUAAUAAGCAAAAAUCUUGUAAUUCUUGUCUAAUAAGUUUCUCCACCCACCUCUGCUCCCCUAGGCAGUGUAACCUGGUGGUUACCAAUUUUUGAUGUCUACACCAGAGCCAGGUAACAUUUACAUGGGGGAGAGGGGGAGGGGGGUAAAUGAGUUAUAAAAAAAUUUAAUAGGUAUUAGAGUGUGUGCUAAAACUUUUUUCACUUCCUGUAGGUCUCUUUAAAAAAAAUUGUCAGAAGAGGCUGGAAAUGUAACAAUAUUAUAAUUAUGGUCUGCUUUAUGACAUGAUAAUUGUCAUGUCUUGCUAGGAAGUGCGUAGCAACAUGUGCUAUUUAUAUGAAGUUUUUCUGCUAGACUGACAUCAUAGAAAUGUUAAGAAUAUUAUAGGAUCUAAUUCUUUUGGUCCAUGUCAUAAGUUAUGGUUUUUCCCUCCUGUGGUUUGUUGCUCAUGAGCCUCAUGCUUACAGAGCCUGUGUGUGAAUUUUAUCUUCCUGUGAUAAUAGCAUGAUAUCUCACAUUAGUGAGUGAGGGGAACAAGUGAGAGAUGCUAUCAACACAGGGGCAUAUCCUCAACCCUUUCACCCCUAAGUAUGACUAGCAUCUAGUUUCUCCUUACAAUAUUACCCCUGAAUCACACAUUAGAGUCACAAGAAUAAAGCAAAUGGUCACCAACUAAAAAAAGACUCACGACUGUUAAACAGGUUCACCUUUUCAGCACCUUAGGAAUACUCUAGAGAUCAGUAAGGAGAAUAUGCAUACUGGUGCUAGGGUGUAGAGCUAUCAAGCAAGCAAGCAUGCAGCAUUUUCCUUUUCAUAUAGAGAUGAUUUGAAACAUACAUUUUAAGAGUAGGGAAUGAGCAGUUUAUCUGGUGAAGUGCCACUUCAACUCCUGACAUUUCAGUUAAAAAAUUUCUUUUCAUUGAAAAAAAAAUUUGAUGGUUAUUCUGCUUGUAGGGAGUGAAUGAAUGUUUGAUUUUUUUAUGCAGCCUCCUAUAUAUGCUGGGUACUUGUACAAUGCUGUAUACCAAUUUGGCUUAGCACUGAACAGAUCUCAAGCCCUUCUAGAAUCUGAGGGACAGAAUAGAACCCCUACAGGAGCAGACAUAUCCGCACAGCUUCGGGAUUACACCUUUGAUGGUUAGUAGAAACAGUAGGUGCUGUUAGCUAUUAUCAAAUGACCUGUGUCAGGUCUUCUCAACUGCACAGUGUGUCUUGAGUUGGUCCUGACCUUGAACAAAGUAGUUUCACCUCAAGUACAAACACUGUAUUUCUGUUGGGAGAUACUUUUAGGUUGUAUGGGUUUUAGUGAUGAACUCAAAUGGAGAGGCCAGGGGUAACAUUUUAGCCACCCUAUGGAUGCUCCAGUGUGCUUCUUUACAUCUGUGGAAGUAUAGAGAGGUUUUAGAAAACUGUGAGGAAAAUUCAACAAGUUAUUGACUGGUUACUAGCAGUGAUCAGCAUUCCAUGAAGAGCGAAUUACUCCUUAGCAGAAACACCCCUACUCGCUUUAUGCUGAAUAAAUCAGGAUACACUCUGGCAGAAUGAACUGCUUGGCUUGGACUUUUUUUUUGUUGUUGUUACAUUUGACAAAAGACUGCUCAUUGUUGAUGACUCCAGAACUGCAAAAUUUGUUAUUCAUGUCAGCAUAACAGAGAUCUCUUCCGAGGGGAAUCUUUGCUUAGAGGGAUGUGUCAUUUGAUCUUGUAGUGUGAUCAUCUGGAUGAAAGUGGGUCAGACGGGGGUGGUUGGCCCUAAUAUAGAAACUGAUGUUUCAAGAACCUUAGUGGAAGUCACCAUAGAGUGGCUGCUACAGUAGUAGUAGUCACUAACAACAGUCCUUCUCAGUACUACUCUCACCUGGAUAAUCAGACUACAGGAUUUCCUGUUGCUCCUUGGUUUAAACUUUUGUAUGAUUGAAACAAUGUCUGUAAUGUUUUAAAGUCAAAUUUAACCUGUUUUUCUUUAAUUUGUACUUGUGACAGGCAUUCAGGGUUACAGAAUACAUUUGGAUAACAAUGGGGAUGCACAAUUCAACUUGACUCUGCUAGAUGUCAGAAAAAAUCCACCUCACAGCUUUUUUGCCUAUGGUGAGUUAUAGGCCUAAACUGAAUAUAGCAUGCAUGAACAGGGCGUGAAAUUGGGCCUAAUACAGGGGCCAAUGCGACUAACUUUUUCACUUUGGGGACCAAAUCCUGGAAAUUAGUUGCCAAAUUGGCGACUAGAAUGUUUCAUCAUAACCUUACCAAGAGAUAUAGUGAAUUAAAAAGAUUUGCAAAGAUAAAUCCAUCGCAAACUUCCUUGUUAAGUUUGUUUCCAAAACGCAACAGAUGCAUCUCGAUUGAUAGCUAGACGUCAUCUUGGAAUUAAGUGAGCUGUAAGGUUGUAUAUUGUCCAUCUUAGAGUCCACUUUGUAGCGUGUUAAAGAUCUUUUCCCAGACUUAAUUUUGGAGGGUCUAUCUAGAAUGCUGACAGCUUAAAAGAAGGUUUUGUUUGUCUUUGAAAAUGGCGACCAACUUUUUUUCACUUGGCUACCACUUUGAAGAAUUUAGGAGCCAAGUGGCUAUCAGAAAAAAAAAUUUAUUUCACGCCCUGAUGUAUCAAUUUAUUACUGAAGCGUAUGACAUGUAAGCUAACUGUAGUCUCAAAAAAAAGACAAAGCAGUGUUUACUGGUAUGUUUGUGAGUAUAGAUAUGUGUUGAGCCCAGCUCAGAGUCAUUUUAGCCCAAGCUGCUAGGCAGGGGAUAAAAAGACUUCCUGAAGGGCCCUAAACAGAUUUAUGCUCGAGGACAUAAACUUUAUGUAAUAACUGUAAUUAUAACUCUGGUGUGCAUUGAGAACAUUAAGAACUGAAAAAAAUGACUACAAAAUGGUCUGAAGUGUUACACAAGCUUGUAAGUGGGCUAAAAUACAUUUUAGAUAACAGAAAUCUCUAUUUUAGGUGUCAAAAUGCAGAACAAUGCCCAACAAAGUGAUGAUAAUAGACAGUAACUUCUGUGUAUGAUAUCAGUUGACACAGAAAUAUUUUCCUAAAAUCAAUUCAACAUGAAAUCGUUGUGAUGAUCAACAACAAUUUUGAAAUUGUCUAAUUUAAAAAUAGGAUUGUUUAAUGUGUGCAGAACUCAAGAAAACGUUACUGCUGUCUUUUAGUUAACUUUUGGUUUGCUCAACCAGGAUGUCACCCAUAUUUUUUUCUUAGCUGGUUGCUCCUCUUUCCUCGCCAAUAAUACUCUAUUUUUUUUUCUGACAGAUUUUGUUGAAGUUGGAGAUUUCCAGAUAAAAUAUGGUAAUUUGUCUGGUAACAGGUCUCAGACAGGUUUCCCUCACCUGGUGUUCCGGAAAAACUUAACCAAAGUGUGGGUGGGGGGAAGUAGAAAAGCACCUAAGGACCGUCCCGACUGUGGAUUUGACAAUGAGCUGUGCCCUGAUCCAAAUGGGGAGUCUCCAGGUAAUGUUGAACGUACAAUACUUGUGUUUUAAUUAGUUUUACAUGAUGAGCUGAAUUAUACACACAAUUGGAUUGGUUCCCACUUAUGUUCUAUUGGAGUACAAAUGCACAGAUGACUUCACCAUAAACAAAAUUGUACUUUGUUAUCACAUAAAACAAACAUUGCGUAGAUGUCAUGUUAUCAUAGGUCUGUUCAAUAAUUGGUCAAAGGAGGUGUCAAAAUAUGGUAUGGACAUCAGCGACACAAAUGGCUGCGCCUUGUUUGCCCCUUUUUUGUUCUUAUCACAUUUUAUGUCAUCUGUGAUGUUUACUGUUAGCCCUUUAACAACUAAGAGUGACUGGCAUCUAAUUUCUCCUUACCAGAUCACCCCCUGACUAAAACAUUAAGGUCAUGAGAAUAAGGGAAAUGAUCAACAACUAAAGAAGCUCUUGAUUGUUAAACAAAUUCUCCUUUUCCAUACCUUAAGAAAUGUACAGAGAAAGUAUGGAGAAUAUGCAUACUGAUGUUAGGGUGUAAAGGGUUAAUUGUUGGGUGGUCAUGAAGAAUGCUCAAGCUACUACUCAGAAUUUUCCAGCAAAAUACAUGUGUCAAUGGCCUGAGAUGUUUUCUUUUUAAAUUCAGACAUGAAGACUAUUUUCCAGUUACUUUACACACUCUUCUUUACUUCUUUUAACUCCUAGAAAUGAUCAAUCUGUGACUUCUCCUCAUGGUUUCAAUGCAUUUUCUUUCAAAGAGUUGAUGAGAACAAUGAAACUCAUCAGCCAGAAUUUGCUGUCUUCACAUAAAAUUAUAUAUUUUUUGUUUUUUUUUCAUGGAGGACUAAGCUUAAAAUUUGUCUUUUAUUCUAUUUGCACAUUUUGUCAUAUAUCAGCUCCUGCUAAUUUUUUUUCUUGCUAAUUAAUCGGGAAUUUUUCAACUGUGAUCACCAUUCCAUCCUCAUCUAGACAACAAAAAAGAAAUCAUUGCUGGAGUUUCAUGUGGUCUGGGUUUCCUUGCCAUUCUACUUGUGAUAAAUUUAGUCAGGUAAGUGACAAUGUUUGCGCCUUGUGUGACUGUUGUCAAAAUCAUGUGUGAAAAUAUAAAAAGUUUCAGUGAAAUUAACCCUUUAACUCCCAGAAGUGAUUAAAUGUUCCCUAUAAUAUCGAUACAUUGUCCACCAAACAGGUAAUGAGAAUCAAUAAUCAGGUAGAAGUUUUUAUCUUGAUCUAACGCAAAAUUCUUGUAACUAAUUUACAAGGAAAUGUGUCGUAGCUAGAGGGGAGAAUUAACAAUCAGAUCUUGGGAUUAAAGGGUUAAGGAGUUGAAAGAAGAUUAGAAACUAUAAAAGUAUACGCGUGGUAGAGCUUGCUGUGCAAAAUACAAGAUGGUAGAUUAAGCUUUAUCCUGAUAGGGUUUGCUCUUGAAUGUGUGAGUUAACCAAUUUUACGGAUGUUUUCAAAAUUUUGGCUUGUUCGUGGAGAACUUUGUCAUGGUUUUCCUCUAUGUACUCAUUAUCAGUUAUGCAUGACCAUAAAGGAGACCUUUUUUCUUUACUCCGUUUUGUUUUCUUGUUUUCCAGACAGUACAGGUUGGAAAGAGAACUGAAAAGUAGAUUAUGGAAGAUUGACUAUAAUCAACUGGGCUUUGAGCGAAGAGCAUCAAAUACCUCGUUAGCAAGUGCCAUGGUAUGUUUUUUUGACCCACAAGAAACGCCGAUCAUGUCGGAUAUUAAUGCACCUACAGGCCUUCAAAACUUCUGAAAAGCAAUUUCUGGUUGAAGGGCAGACUCAGACUGAUAUUUUUUCUUUUUUGUAACAGAGAGAGACAAAUGAAGAAGCCAUGCCCCUGUUGAGGGAGGAGAGCAGCGAUGGAAAAAUCACAACUGUAGGAAGCUACAAGGUAAUGUGAACCAUUUGGGACGUAACAGAAACUAAGAGUCAAGUCAAGAAAAACCAAAGCUUUCCCGGAUUCCUCUCUACACUUAAUCGAAAAUAUCUUUACCGAAUUAACGUAAAUUGAUCGAUUUAUAGUGGUAAUAGGACCGACAUGAAGUCCUGUUAUAACUACCAAUUAAUCAAGACUAUGACAAAAUUUGAGAAAGAAACUAGACAUCGGUUACACGUUUUAAUAAAAAAUAAAAUAACAGUUAGCUCGGCGAAAUGCGAGACAACAUCGCCCGCACGUGACGCGUUCUGUCCACUUACACAGGCACGACGUGUUAAUUGUCCCUUUAACUGGUAUAUUACACUGUCCAAUUAAAAGUACGACGCGUACACGUCCUAUUAGUGCUCAUAUCGAUUGGCGAUAACCCAUCGCGUUCGAGAAUUUUGUGUUAGUUUUGAUUAAUCAAGAAACUUUUCUAACUUGCAGGGCAAUAUGGUUACAGUGGCUAAACUUCCUAAAGGUCAUUUAGAUCUGACGAGGAAAGUUCUUUUGGAGCUAAAACAGGUAUUUCGUUUGUUUGACACAGAUAUACUAAAGAACAGAUUGUAAUAUGUAUUGUCUCGUUUAUCAUUUCCUCGGUAGAAUUGACGAAACACGACGCAAUCAUUUCUGAAAUUUAAUGCCUCUGCUAUAAUCACCUUGUACGAGGUGAUUAUAGGAAGACAGGACGGAAUCCUUUACCAAUCAGAGCGCGAGAAUAUCUCUCUAUACAUAUCUAAGCAAUUACUUAACUUUGUUACUUUUGCCGAGAAAGAUUUAGAGCGUUCCGAUUCUGCGUGGAAAGCAGCUUUCUUACUCUAAGGUAUUAUGAGAAUUCCCACGAUGUAAACAUUAUGCAGCUUACCACUAAUCAUCGUUCUGUUUGUUUGGAUUUUUUCGAUAGAUGAGGGAUGUUAGACAUGAUAAUUUGAAUCAAUUCAUCGGUGCUUGUGUAGAGCCAGAAAUUUGCAUCGUAAUGCAAUAUUGUUCUAGAGGAAGUCUACAGGUAAGAAAUAAACCGAAAAACUUAUAAAAGUUAUUUAUUUGACUUAAAAUAAAUAAAUGUUGGACAUUGAGUUUGAUAGAAGGAGUAGUGUUAUUCUACGCAUAAAUAAGACUCUCCAGACAUGAUGUGUCAACUAAUUUUGACGCUGAAGAAAGGGAUAAGUUUCUUAAGAAACUGUGGUGCUGCGUCGGUGGGAGAGUAAAACAGGUAAUUUAGUGUUAACAACUGAGUUGAAAACGUAAAUUGGCCACCGUAAAGAAUUUGAAGGCUGACGUUUCGAGCGUUAGCCCUUCGUCAGAGCGAUUGACGUAGGGCUAUCGCUCCGACGAAGGGCUAACGCUCGAAACUUUAGUCUUUAAACUCUUUACGGUGGCAAUUUACGUUUUCAACUCAGUUGUUAACACUAAAUUACCUAAUUUUGACGCUGAUUGUAGCUAUGGACUCGCUCGCGUGAAAGUCUUUGUAAUUCAGUGGUAGGGCAUUGGAAGAUGAAAUCCGAAGAUGCGAGGUUCUACUCCUCGUGACGCAUUCAGACUUCUUCCCCUGUCCCAAACUUGUUACAAAACAAAUAAUAUUUUCUUUGUUUGUUCCCUGGUAUUUAACUAUUGCCCCAUUCACACCAAAGCUUAAACAUGUUUAAAAGUUGUUUUGUUAAACACAGUUUAAUUUUUUUUUUCUUCAUAGAAACUAUUUAACCGAAUAUUUUUGACUUGAAUGUAGCACAUCGGAAAUGCAAGUUAGCAAGUACUUGAAUCCUAUGGAAAAUCAAGUUUUUCAGUUCUCUGUUUAUAAUUUUCAUUCAAUGAAAACCAGUUUAACAAAACAUGUUUUGCUGGUGUGAAUGGGGUAUAUGAUUUAUGUCUCGUAGGAUAUUUUAGAAAAUGAAGACGUCAAGCUGGAUCACAUGUUUAUAGCUUCCCUUGUGGCGGACAUAGUGAAGGUAGCUAAAUGUCAUCUUUGGAGGAUACUUGUAAGACCGUUGUUGGUCCAUAAGAUCAUAACCCUUUAACCCCUAAGAGUGACUAACAUCUAAUUUCUCCUUACAACGUCACCCCUGAAUCAAACAUUUAUGUCAUGAGAAUAAAGGAGAUGAUCACCUACUAAAGAACCUCUUGAUCGUUGAACAAAUUCUCCUUGUCAGAACCCUAGGAAUCGUCUAGCGAGUAGUAUGGAGAAUAUGCACGCUGAUGUUAGGGAGUAAAGGGUUUACUACGUUAGCUAAAAUUCGAUGAAGUCGAGGGAGACAAGUUCUUUUAUUCGCAAAUUCUAAAUGCACAAUCAUUUCCUUUCAGGGUAUGGCAUACAUGCACAGUACAGAUGUAAAAUCUCACGGUAAUCUCAAGUCUUCUAAUUGUUUGGUGGACAGCCGCUGGGUGUUGAAGAUCACCGACUAUGGUCUCCCUUCUUUUAGAAACAAAUUGAAAAAGAACAGAGAAGACUACGCCUAUUAUCGAGGUGAGAGGAUUCUCAGGGUGUUGAAAGUAUUUUCCAGUAGCCAGUGUCGUACGCUAGUGUUUUACCAGCAUAUUGGGGAUUGUCAAGUUUAUUCUUAUGAAUAAGGUCUUUUGCGGAAAACAAACAAACAAACCUGAAAAACAGGGUGCUUCCACGUCAGGACCUCCUCCUCUUAUUUUACGCCUUGACCUCCCAUGAAAAUUCAAUGUGAAAGUGAAUUAAAAAUCCCUCACCUUGUGAUGAGGGUCAAAUAUUUUGGAGAGGACUAAAACAAGAGAAAAAUGCGGGAAAAAAGCUGUGGAAAGUGUGAAAUAGGCAAUCGAUCUGGUGGAGAAAAUAUUGCUCGUCCAUUUGCAAAAUGUAUUUUUCCUUCCGGAAAAUAGAUCUUAUGAGCGAUAGCAUGCAGUGUUAAGCUUUAUGAAGCCGUGGCUAGCUUGUCUCAUCAUUUCAAGUACAUCCUUGCUUCCUGUCGCGAAACCUCAGGUCGUAAGACCACACCUCAUGUUUUGUCACGACACCUCACGCGCGAUUUGUGACGAUACUUUUGUCACGUGAAAUCAUGUCAUGCCACUUCAUGUCUACUUAUUGUUUCCUACCGAUUUCCAACAAAAAGAUAGAAAUGAAUUGACAUUGAAGGUCCUUUGCAUCCUUCUUUGUAGACUUACUUUGGGUAGCUCCGGAACUGUUACGAAUUCCAAAUCGUUCUUUGAGGGGAACCCAAAAAGGCGAUGUCUAUAGCUUUGCUAUAAUUUUACAAGAGUUCCACACAAGGGAAGGUCCUUACAGUGCAAAUUUCAUGGAACCAAAAGGUUAGUUGGCGCACUGUUGAUCAACGAUGAUAAAAAGCAUCGUUCAUUUGAUCACUGUUUUAACUGCUUGUUAAAAACUCUUUGGUUCAUUUUGCUGGUAGUUAUUCCUUUGAAAUCAUGGUUAAAUUUUCGUAAUUUGCGUUCUUUGUUGCCGUAGACAUUAUCCGUAGAGUAAAGGAUGGUGAGUUCCCACCCUUCCGUCCGACAGUUACAACAUUGAUAACUGGUGUGGAGGAGCUACGGGAACUGAUGAAGCAAUGUUGGAAUGACAACUCGGAAGAGAGACCAGACUUUCACGAGAUUAAAAAGAUCAUGCACAAAGUUCUGGUCAACAACGGCAUGUAAGUUGACCAGAUUUCCAGCAUCUAUAUUUGCCUUGACCAGCCUUCACUUGUGAAGGACGAAAGGGAGGAUUAGAGUCAGUAUUUAGCUGGUCAACUGCUUUUCCUCGCUGCAAUUUUUAUUCCAUGCGAAUUUCGUUUAAUUGGUUUUAUGGUCUUCGUCACAAUAGCCAAUUUUGAGGAGAGGUUUUUGAAUAUAUUCAGAGCUGAACGAUUAGAGGAGGAGAGGAUUAUUGAAUUUAUGAAACUGAAGGAAAGGUUAAAAUUUUGUAAUGUAGCGAAAAUUUCCCUCCCCACCCCCUUUUAUGCCCUGUUGGCGACGACUGAUUCUUACUCCGUUCCCCCUGAAAACCAUUUGAUUUCUCCCUCCCCCCCAAAGAAAUCCUUCACCCCCCGAACAGAUCGCAAGAAGCUUAGAGGGGAAAGCAAAGCUUAGAUCAUUGUAAUCAAACGAUACGUGCCUUUGAUGUUCCCUUAAUAGGAAGACGAAUAUCUUCGAUAACAUUGUUUACAUGAUGGAAAAGUACGCUGAUAACUUGGAGGAGCUUGUAAUGGAAAGAACCGGUCAGCUGAUUGAGGAGAAAAAGAAGACGGAUGCACUUCUGGAAAGAAUGCUACCAAGGUGCGUCAACAUUUGGUAACAGCGGACGAGUGGUGCGCUCUUUUAGAGAUUUCUUGGAUGUAAUAUUUCAGCUAUUAGUAACUUGAGUAACUUAGUCAUGUAGCUAGAGACACAUUCUCGUCUAGCUUUAUUACAUGUCGAAGAACUGAAGGUACAAAAGUACUGAUGCUCGCCCAGUAGCGGAAACAGACGAUGACGUAGGUAUGAUGUUAUGAAGGAUUUGUGGGCGGGUUGAACGGACUGACAUAUUCGUAGUUUUAAGGUUAAGUUUGUCAGAAGUUGUCCUAACAAAUCCAGUAAAGAGUUUGUUCCACAUAAGUACGAUUUUAAUCCAUAAUCAUUGCUGUGCUAGUUAAAACGCAAUAUCUCCGAACCAUGGAAACCUUUAGAGGGGUUUAUCUUGACGUUUAGGUUUCGCGUUUGCUUCUAUAAGAAAAAAUUGGUCCAAAAGGUGGAAUUAGAUAGACAGUUUAACUGUGCGAAGAGGACUGUAAACGAUAAGGUGGACAUGGUACCGAGGCUCGAUUUUAAAACUCAACGAACGCAUGUACAUUCGGCUUGAUUGCGCGAUCUAAGACUUAGGUAAGACUCACGGAAUUUUGCCCCUGGAACUCGAGAAAGGUAACGGACGGAAAAUAGCUAAUGACCAUGAAUCAGUCAGAACCGGAUUUACACUCGUGCUGACGCACAAGAUUAUGUCAGGAAGUUAGGAAGUCAAAUCCAAGAAAAUAUCAGAAACAAAGACAGUCAGCCAGUUUUAAAGAAGUUGCGGAGAUCGACAGACCUAUUCAUAGGAAGGUAAACGUCCUCAAAGACAGUCAGCAAAUUUUAGAGGUUGAAGAGAUGGAUGGACAACUCCAUACUAGGAUAAACGUCUUUGUCAGAGAUUUCUCAGGGUGAGUGUAGCUGGUUUAAGCUGAAUUUGUUAUCACGGUUUUCAUUUUCUGCGUCGAGUUGGACACUACUUGGCUUCGCACUAAUUCCUUUUUUGGUCCCAUUGCAGACCUGUGGCUGAGCAACUCAAGAAGGGCCAAGAGGUAGAAGCAGAGAGUUUCCAUGAAGUGUCAAUCUACUUCAGUGAUAUCGUAGGAUUCACCAGCCUCUCCUCUGAGAGUACACCGAUGCAGGUGCGUUGUUCAUUAGUUGCUCUUGUCCCUCCGGGGACAACCGGCAAUAAACCGUCCCCCUCACUCUUUCCCCUCUCAAACCAGCAUAACCGUAUCUUCCAGGUCAGCGUCAGUAUCCGAGAAAUUAUACAUCUACCUCUCCUUAACCCCAACAUUAACCCUAGUUCGGUAUAGGUUGACUGUUGUUUGGUUAGCUGCGCAGUUGCUCGGAAACUAACAUUUAUCACAACUUCCAGUGAGAUUUCUAAGUCUUUAAUUCAUCUCUCACUGUAGCUCUUGUGGUAUACUUUAAGAUCUCUUGCAGGUACACAAGCUUAAUAAAAUCCUCUCGUGUUCCUUAAAAUACGGCGAAUAAGUCAAGCGUUCAUUGUUUUUUUCGGUGCAUACAGUGCGUGGCUAGGCUAAGCCAGUGUAUUCCUGCUGAUGUAAGUUAAACGGCAUUUUCUUUUAUACAGGUUGUGACUCUGCUCAAUGAUCUAUACACGCUGUUUGAUAACAUCAUUCAGGAGUAUGACGUGUAUAAAGUAAGUGCAUAUGAGAUGUUUGAAAUGUAGGAGUUUUUUUCUCCAGGUUGCUCUUGCAAGUUAGUUUAAAACCCGUUUCUUGUAUUCAGGUGGAGACAAUUGGUGACGCCUACAUGGUUGUAUCAGGCCUGCCCAUCAGAAAUGGCCAUGAGCAUGCUGGUGAGAUAUCCCGGAUGGCACUGCAUCUCGUGGAGGCUGUGCAAACGGAUUUCAAAGUUCGACACCAACCGGAUCAUCAGCUUAAGCUCAGGGUUGGACUUCAUAGCGGUAAAUCGUAAUAUGAUUGUGUUCCAUAACUGAACAAGUCGUACCAGACAAUGUAGACCAUUCAGAGGGCAAAGGGAAAGUUUAAUUAAACCUUAAAUCAGUGUUAAUUUUUUAUCACAGAAUUUCUCCCGUUUCAAAAACAUGAUAUCUUCAUCCAACGACCAUGCAGUGCAACCUUUGGCUGUUAACCCUUUACAUCCUAACAUCAUUAUGCAAGUUCUCCAUACAAUUUUCCAUAUGUUUCGUAAGGUGCCGAAAAGGAGAAUUUGUUUAACGAUCAAGAACCUCUUUAGUUGAUUAUCAUUUCCACUACUCUCGUGACUAAGUUUGUGAUUCAGGGGUGGUAUGGUAAGGAGAAAUUAGACGCUUGUCACUCUAAGAGGUCAAAGGCUGUAUAGUUGACAUGUGAGUUGGAGUGAGUACGAGUCAAUGGUAACUUCUACCCCAUGUGUCACUAGUUAUACUCGUUGCCUUUUCUCGCAGGUCCAGUUGUUGCGGGCGUGGUCGGUAACACUAUGCCCCGUUACUGUUUGUUUGGUGAUACAGUAAACACUGCGUCUAGAAUGGAAUCUAAUGGAGAAGGUCAGUUUCUUCAGUAUUUUCUAUAAUUCCCAAGACACAAUUUAACGGACAAAAAUGACUGUUGUUUUUCUCAAUAUUUUAUGGUGAAUGUCUGUGCCUCUUCCUCCUCUCAAUAUCAUAUGGCGACAACAUUUGAAACUAUUCUGGGGAAGGAUUUCUCAUAAGUUGAGGAGAAUUGGCGAGAACUUCAGUUGUCAAAACUUGUACUGACUGCUGCUUGUCUAUUAUCCAGAGUCUUAGGUUCCUCUGACGUUCCUACAGUCAGGGAAAGCUGUUACUCGCAAUGAAAAAAAUUUCUGUUUAUGAUUAUUUUCUUGAUUCUAGUUAAAUCUAUUGUGAUUCCAGUCAAGUUUAUAAACUCCAGAUUAGCUACUUGAGCCCAUCUUUGUCAGUUUUUCUAGACUUAAUGUUCGGAUUCUGAAAUGUGACACUCACGAAUCUAAAAAUGAUUGCUGAUUUCCAUAUUACAGCUCUUCGUAUUCACAUCAGUGAAGCCACCAAGGGUAUACUCGACGAUCUUGGUGGCUUUGAAGUUCAAGAAAGAGGAGAAGUGUUUUUAAAAGUAAGAAAGCGAGAUGUAAACUUGUCACUAUUAUUUGUUUACUUAAGUGAACAUUGAUCAGCGAACGAAACUCUUUUCGUGAAUUGCAACCACAUUCAUUGAGGGGGGAGGGAGGGGUGGGGGUGGGGGUGGAGGAGAAAAUUCGGAGGAUACGAGAAUCCUCUGUUAAAGAAGUGUACGUCAUGUUGUUUUUAAUAAGUUUAACAUUCUCAGAUAAACUCUUUUAAUUAGGAAAAAGGCUUCUAACAAUAUGUCACUUGGAGAAAUAAACUCCCAAAUGUAAAGAGCGAAACAAGAAACGAGAAAAAACUCCAGGAUUGCGAGGAUUAACAAGGAUUGCAUUUGACGAACUUGGAAAUUUCAGGUUACUUUUUCCAAGUUGGACAAACGAUAAUGUACCUGCUAUAACCCACGAGUGACCGCGUGCGAACGCAGGCGACAGCCGUGAGAGGCGAGUGCUCUUGCCUCUGUGUCUGAAUUCCAUGUUACCAUACUGUGCUGCCUUGCUAAUAUGUGUUGGAAUGUGCUUACCCUAAUAUAUUUUUUUUCCUUUGUUGUCUUUCAGGGCAAGGGCACUUGCAAAACAUAUUGGUUGAUAAGUGCCGUCAAACGCACCAGCAACAAAGUAAAUAAACUUCUUCACCCGAACGGCCAACCCCUCAUGAACUAUCUCAACGCUCCUGGCCAUCAUCUCGGCUCUAACAGCUCUCUAAAUAAUCUUAAAAGAACGGAAUCUUUGCGACGUUCAAUGAAGGCUUCUCCUAACCCCGUGAAAAAAUCUUGGCACAAGGCAGACGACGAAUCGGCAGCGCUGCUUAAUCAGACUUCUGUGUGACCACUGCACGACUUGGAGCGAUUUCUGUGAACGCUUUACAAUUUAGUCAUGGUUCGUGGUCCAAGACAAGAGAGGGUUCGGGAGAUUGUUCGGAAAUCUUCGACAUGUUCUGGUAUUGCUCGAGAAGAAUUCCGAGAGAUUUUUCAGAGGUGCCAAAGAUGUCUCGGAAAUGAAGAGAAUAUUUUGGACUUGUUGGAGGCUCUGAACAUCGGAAAUUUCUCAAAUGUAAUGGUAUUGCUGCCUUUGUUGUCCGUUUGGAUCAUGUAUUUCCAUUUGAUGUUGAUCUACAAAGCUCGAUAUUCGUGCCAAAAAGACUAUAGGCCCCAUUCGCUCACGAAGACCAAAUUAGUCUGUGAAUUUCCAUACGCAUAGUUAAAAUAAUAAAUUAUCUGUGCUGUAAGAAAUCGUUACUUACCACAUCACGAUGCCUAUGAAAUAGAAACUCUGUAUAUAUUUUGAUCUUAGGUACCAGAUUAUUUCACACAGUGUGUUCUUUUGAACCUCGCACCAAGCUUUGCGGUUGUAUAAAUCAUGUGGAGGAGUGGUAACCAUGUAAACAUUUAUGUAUAGCGUCUAAAAUAAGCGAUAUCUGAGGUGUUAAUGUUACUGUAUAGCACUCCAUUAUGAACCUUGUUUAUAGCGCAGCCAUAUCUGCGGCGAACCAGUAUAUAUGAAAGGACAAUUAGAGUUAAGUAAUCAUUUUCACAAGUGAGUUGUGAAGGAGUCAUAUCUACUCGUCAUACUAUACGGUGUCUUGUUAAUAAUAGGAAUAUGUAUAAUUGGAGUUUUUUGUUUAUUUUUUGAAGCCAUUGAGGCGAAUUUUGUUCAUUCGUAAGUAUUCAACGGAUUAUCCAAGCUCCAGUCGUAACUAAAUCUCCCCCAAUAGCUUAUUUUAACCUUCACCUCCAGGAGUGAUUAUUCGAUAAAAUCUCCUUACUUUUCUAACACUGUUAGGCUAAUAGGUAAUGAGAAUUUGGAAAGGUACUGUCGCGAGUGGAAGGGCUACAUCGCGAGAGUUCGAGUCACGUUUUGUGCCAGGUAAAACUACUAUCAGCUGGAAGAACGUCAACAGUAAUAAUUUGUUUAACCUUUAACUCCCAGAAGUGAUAAACAUGUAACUUCUCCCUAUUGUAUACGUACAUUAUUCAGCAAACAGGUAAUGAGAAUACUCAAACUCAUUAGGUAGAAGAUAUUACCUUGAUUGAUCACCAACUUCUCGUAACUAAUUAACAAGGAAAUGUGUAGCAGUUAGAGGGGAGAAUUGACAGUCAGAUCUUGGGAGUCAAAGGGUUAAACAGAACUACAUUAAAGAAGCUUUGAUAGACCAAGAAGAUAUAGGCCUAGUCAGACGUGGAGAAGAUCGUAACUGAUCGACUCCAAGAAAUUCUCUUGAAUUUUUGGGUAUGAUAAAUCUGUGACCAAGUUCAGUUAAGCAUAGCAUCUGAUUUUUACCUUAGACCGAAACUGAACUAAGUCAAAGCAGUCAUAACGCCUUAAGUUGUCGUAAAUGGCAAUAAAACUGUCGUUUGAAAUGAAAUAAGAAGUCGAAUAUUUAUAUCUUUUAUGUUAAAUUUUUAAAUGGACUUAAAAAUGAAUGCACGAUCAGUAUUUGGAAUACACACCUCUUUUCAUAUGGGAAAGGUUAUCUGGUUCACAAGCCGGACGGAACAUGGCGUAGUUUCACCAGCUAUCUCACCGUGCAGACGCAUACGAAAUAACAAAGCUUUUGCCUCUUCUCUCUACCUAAUCUCCACAUUAUAGACCCAUUAUUGUUCGUAUUUUGCUUCGCUAGAAGUUCUCUAUCUAACCUCAGAAGCAGAAUUAGCAAUCUUUAACAAUCGGAGUCUGGUACGCCAAG
This is a messenger RNA of Pocillopora meandrina, 21703 nucleotides long. The record is from the annotation of a GenBank genome assembly. Lineage: Eukaryota; Metazoa; Cnidaria; Anthozoa; Scleractinia; Pocilloporidae.